CAUGCGCGGCAGCUACAGUGGCCAUACGCAGUUAUAAUUUAUCGAUAUGAUGCAGAAAACAUUUCGUGAGAUACAUUUUCACUUCGACCUGUUUCAACAAGGAUCGAAAACGUUGGUUUCGAAUUUUGAAUGCCGUACAGUGUGUGCUCUAUGGAGGUGUUUUACUGGGUUACUGAGAAGGCAGAUUUGAGAUGACAGUCUCCACAACAAGUUAGCAUUUCCCACAAAUCUGUGAUUUGGACUUCGGAGUGUUGUGGUGUUACGGUUUCUGCUUGAUCAAGCGAUCAAAACAACGUCAUGGCUUUCCAGGCUCCGGACAAAAACAACAGACUUGCGGAUUAUUUUGUUAUUUGUGGACUUGAUCCAUCAGGUGGAUUGGAACUCGAAACAUUAUCUUCCGAUGAAGCGUAUGAAAAUCUGGCACCAUUGGAACGACCAUACAGGAGCCGUUUGCUGGCCCAUUAUCCGGAGGAUGUGGUGUGGAAUCCGUUUGACGAGAAGGCGAUUCGCAUGUUAUGCAUGCCUGCCGGUCUGACUUUCCGGACGGAAAAGCACAUAACCGGUCCCAAGUACCACACUUUCAUCGUGACGCGCGAAGACGGUAGCCGGUGUUUUGGUUAUGCCUUGAUUAUGUUUGAGGAGGUCAAGGACAGUAAUAUCUGCUGCGCGAUUAGGACACUGCAGGAAAUGCAUCUGGCUGAAGUGACAUUAAAACGGCACCAGUAUGUGGGAAAGGCAUCCUACACCAGCUCACUUCCCCGUUCAAUGAAGCUGGGCAGCCGCAAGUUGUCACUGGCGGAGGAUACCAGCGACGGUUCGCUCUACGAUAUGGCCAAAGAUAAAUUAUUCGUCAGCAAAUGCAUUGCAUAUGUCUCGCAGCAUCAGUUUAUGACCGCAUUCCGUUACUUGUUGCUAUCGCUGCACGAACGUUACCGAGCACCGGCACCGCAUGAACUGCCAGUGGAAAGUUACGUCUUCAACGUGCUGUAUGAAAUCUCCGCGCCGAACCUAGGGCAGAGCUCACGGUUUUAUUUUUACCCGGAUUCACAUUUUUUGCUGCAAAGACCAAGUGACCAAGAGAUUCCUUUAUUUGAAUAUUCACUGCGUGCAUUUUUCGGAUUAUUUGGAGUGGAUACUGCAGUGGAUCUUAUUACGUGCGCCUUGCUGGAGCAUCAGAUUCUCCUCUGCUCAAAAGAUCACUUUUUGCUCGUGCUGGUCGCGGAAUCUGUGACGAAUCUCCUUUUCCCAUUCUCAUGGCAGCAUGUUUACGUGCCGAUUCUUCCUGACUCAAUGCAGAUGUUUUUGGACGCACCGGUACCAUUUAUUAUGGGACUUCACCGGCGCGAUGUCAUUGGAGAUAUGCCACGCACUGAGGGCAAUGUUUGUUUUGUGGAUAUCGAUGCGCAGAAAGUGCGAAUGCCUGAAGAUAUUCCGUGCUUUCCGGAUCGAACAGAGUUCAUCCGUGAAUUGAAAGACGUGAUUAAGUGUUAUGGCGCGACACUCAAUAUCGAUUAUCUUCGCCAGCGAGUGCAACAUAAGGAUCGUGGGUUUCAACGGAAAUAUUCUUUGACAGACCUUACCGAAGCUGGUUGCUUUAAAGAUUCCGGUCAAACCAAGAAUGUUCCUCCUGUAACUCCGUAUCCUUCGAGAAUGAAAAUGGCACUGCAGCCAAAGAGCAAUAACUCAAAAGUGGGCUACCAGGGAGCUGUGGGUUCUUAUGGAGAUGAAAAUGGCGAGCGGUUGGCGGUAAAAAAGACAAGCAAACUGAAUGCCAUCGAACCUAGCACGCUUUAUGCUAUGUCGUAUGUGGAUGAUAUGAAAUUUAAUAAUGCAGUGCGCGAAGUUUUCGUCAACCGAUUUGUUCAGAUAUUUUAUUCGUAUGAACAUUUUGUUCUUCAUGCGGGAAAAGAUUUGGAAUCCUGGAAGAGCAACCGAGACAGCGUGCAUACUUUUGACAAGACGACUUUCCUUUCCGAUCAGCCAGAUACCCACGUGCCGUUUCUUUCACCGUUUCUUGAAACACAGAUGUUUGCUACAUUCGUGGACUGUAAAAUUUUGAGCUCAUUUGGCGAGAUCUCGUUGGCAGUCCGUGUGUUUGAUAGUCGGAUUGAGAAGCUGAAAGAUCAAGUUGGCGAUACUCUUGUCCGUGCUGUGAAGUAUCAGCCUUGUUCAACUGUUGAAAAAUCUGAAUCCGCUCUCAUCCAACGGGUGAAACGUCUCGAUACUGCCAGUCCGAAGCCGGGCAAGUUGACCAAUUUCCGAACGUUGGUGCCAGAUUGCGAUUAUCUGACCUUUCCGUUCCUCGAUGAGAAACUAAUGAAUCCGGAGUCUGAACCAACGAAGCGACUGGCCAUAAACACUAAAAAGAAAGAGAAUGCGUCACCUAAACAUGUUCCAUCAGAUCCUAAUAUGGCGCAAAGACUGAAUCGACCCAGAUUAAACACUUACUCAAGUGUCAUGGAAAUGACCCCUUCGAUGAUCGCAACUGAAAAUUGGGAUUUUGUGGAUAAAUUGCUGAAGGAAUGCAAAAUUAGGACGAAAAAGAUGUUGGUGGAAAAGCUGAGCAAGGAAGCUGUAGAGUUGGGCCAUAAUGAGGGUUAUGUAACCGGCGUAGAGGAAAACACUCAGAUUGCCAGUUUAUGUGAUUUGUUGGAACGUGUGUGGAGCCAUGGGCUAUACCUCAAACAAGGAAAGUCUUCCUUAUGGUCACAUUUGCUCUACUAUCAACAGCGGCACGAGCGCUCAGACAUUGGCAAAAGGCUAAGCGAUGUUGCAGAAACAUCUCCAGGAAUAAAUAGCACCAAGCCGCCUCAGUUUCCUCGUGCAUCCUCAGUGGAUGUUUCGGGAUUGAGUAGCGGCACACUUUCCAGGCUACAACGUUUUGUUGGUUCCGUUAAGUCACCAAAUGCCGAUCUCACGGCAGUUAAUGUAGAGCUGCAAUCACAUUCGAAUUUGGACAGUAGUCGAGGACGAUCAAUGGCCGACCGUGAUUUAGUUGCCGGCAAUGAUUGCACACCGUCGUUGAUAUUCGAUAUGAAAAAUGUGUUGGCCAUGCCGGAAUUAAAAAGCGCUCUGGGUUAUGCUCGUGCUUGGGUACGGCUCUCACUGGAAAAGAAGUUGUUGGCUAAACAUCUCAAAGAACUUUUAUCGGAUGGACAAUUACUGGAAACACUCUACAAGCGUUAUGCAUUUCUGCGUAACGAAGAUGAAAGGGAGCAGUUUUUAUACCAUUUACUGUCGUUGAAUGCGGUGGAUUUUUACUGUUUUACGAACACCUUUACGACAACUCUGGUCCCGUACCGCGUUAUCAUUAGUCCCAGCCGCAAAUACUCUUCCUCCGUUCCAUCGAGUUUUUGGAUAUGCACUGGAGGCACUCUUGGUGACUCGGGAAACGUUUCGGCUACGAAAAGCAACCUCCAGAUGGUCUUCCAGAGGAAAAACAUUGGUUUACUGACAACAGUUCGUAUCGGUUUGGACAAGACUGCAUUAAAUGUCAAAUGGCUAAUUGAUCACAUUAUCGUGCGCAAUGAAGUCACCGGACAUAUGGCCAAGUUUCCCUGUGGUCGAUGGUUGGGUCGGGGUGUGGAUGAUGGGAGCGUGGAACGCUUGUUAGUAGCCGAGUAUGCACCGACUAUUGGAGAAUCACAUAGCUCGGCUAACAUUAGCGAAUAUUCCACACUUCCACGCACACCGCAGCGCUGUCGCUCCCCGAGUGCCAAUCGGAAGUCGAAUGAACUGCGAUUCACUACGUCAGAAAUUCAGCAGAUGCUGGGAGAUUCAGCUAACAGUAUUGUUAAAUAUUUCUUCAAGCCUGACAAAGAGAGAGGCAGCAUGACCAUGCUGCUCUGCGGUGAAAUGGGAUUGAUUUUUUGUAUCGAACAAGCCUUAAUGCAUGGCUAUUCCCCAUUGAGGUUACUGCGUCAACCGUAUCUAUGGAGUGUUUUUGAAAAAACAGAUCAAUUUUUCCGAACGGAACUGCUUGGAAAAACACCGAUGACAGGCGAGCGCCAUGAAAACGUGCGCAUGUUCUGCCGCAGUAUUGGCAAAAUCAAUCGAUCGUUGCACUCGCUUGGCAAAGAUGGGAAAUUCCAAGUGUUUGCUGCUAUUUCGCUGCGAGAUCGCAUGCUGCACAAGUGGCUGGAAUUGAUCAGCACGUGCCCGAUCGUGGACACGAUGUAUGAGCGAGACAGUUUUAUUCGGGAUCCGAUUUUAUUUCGUUUCAUGAUUGCCAUUAUUCGAUCCUUGGACGAUUACAAGAUCGUCCUGGAGCCAUCCUUAACCAAGGGCAUUGAAUUGUGAUAACUUGGGACACCUUAAGUUGAUAAGAGCAUGUGUGAUUGAUUGCGGUUUGACCGAAUGAGGGGAUGCAUGUUUGGAUGUCAAACAUAUAGACAUCUGCCAAAGAUCUCUGCCAGUAUUGACUGUUUAAAUUUUUUAACACUUUUUGUGUGAGUUAACAUUUAUUUCAGCAUGUUACGUACAUGUUUACCGAAAAUGAGAAAAGUAUAAAUUAAACUUGACCUGUGCAAUGGAGAAGUUCAGUUAAG
This is a messenger RNA of Paramacrobiotus metropolitanus, 4547 nucleotides long. RefSeq names its product DENN domain-containing protein 5B-like. Lineage: Eukaryota; Metazoa; Tardigrada; Eutardigrada; Parachela; Macrobiotidae. The record is from RefSeq and is a predicted model, not a curated record. Bases 298 to 4299 code for a protein of 1333 amino acids. Gene Ontology annotation, molecular function: small GTPase binding; guanyl-nucleotide exchange factor activity. The transcript is spliced from 24 exons.